Molecule: messenger RNA, 1812 nt
Organism: Iphiclides podalirius (scarce swallowtail)
Lineage: Eukaryota; Metazoa; Arthropoda; Insecta; Lepidoptera; Papilionidae
Source: the annotation of a GenBank genome assembly
AUGAGUUCUAAAUCAGACGUCAACAGAAGGGUACUCGCCAUUCAGGCGAAAAAAAAGCGGCAUAAACUUGGUAAGAAGAAAAAUCGUGAAGAGGACCACGGCGCUGGAGGGCAAGGAAAUGGGCUGCGCAAUCAAAAUCAAAAUCGUCUAGAACCAACGCAUAGUUCCUCAAAUGAGACCAUCGAGGAGGACGAAGAUGAACAAUACGCUAGUGAUGACGAGGAACAAGAAGACAGUGCCGACUACUGUAAGGGUGGAUACCAUCCUGUCAAGAUAGGAGAUCUAUUCCUGAACCGCUACCACGUCACCAGGAAAUUAGGAUGGGGUCAUUUUUCUACGGUGUGGUUGUGUUGGGAUCUUGUUGACAAGCGCUUUGUAGCUCUCAAAGUCGUGAAAUCAGCACCUCACUUUACCGAAACUGCUCUAGACGAAAUAAAAAUUCUUAAAGCUGUUCGCGAUAGUGACCCUUCAGAUCCUAAAAGAAAUAAGACGGUUCAAUUGCUUAAUGAUUUUAAAAUUACGGGUGUAAAUGGUACCCAUGUUUGCAUGGUUUUUGAGGUUCUAGGCCACCACCUCCUAAAGUUGAUACUCAAAUCAAACUAUAGAGGUAUUCCACGUGAAAACGUUAAAACUAUUAUAAGACAGGUGUUGGAAGGCUUGGACUAUUUGCAUACCAAAUGUAAGAUUAUUCACACUGAUAUUAAACCUGAAAAUGUGUUGGUUUGUGUUGAUGAAGCAUAUAUUCGUAAGUUAGCAGCAGAAGCAACAGAACUACAUUCCCUUGGUCUGAGGCUUCCUCAUUCCCUGAUAAGUACGGCCCCUAAAGAAUUUCAAGAGCCAGUAGUAACUGCAAAAAUGAGUAGGAAUAAAAAAAAGAAAUUAAAGAAAAAAGCAAAACGCCAAUCAAUGUUACUUAAGAAACAAAUGGAACAAAUUGAGGAAAUGGAAGAACAAAAGAAACUUGAAAAUAACAGUGAAUCUGCUCCUAUGUCUCAGGAUAAUGAUGAUUCACCACAAACACCAGAAGAAGCAAGUGUUAUUGAAACAACACGUUCAGAAAAUGAGACAACUUUGAAUGGUUGCUCUGAUUUACAAAGAGCUGAUGACGAGGCAUUUGACACAGAUGCUGAUGCAGUACAAGUACGGAAUAAACAGUACAAUUGUGGUGAUGAUGCUGGGACACCUAUGUCUGAAGGAGAAAUGACUGACACACCACCCUCUUUCAAUUCACAAUCUAAAGGCAAAUUGGUUGACAAAAACCCAGAUCCUACUUUUGAUGUGUGCGACAUAGAGGUUAAAAUUGCUGAUCUAGGUAAUGCUUGUUGGGUCCAUCGCCAUUUUACAGAAGAUAUACAAACUAGGCAAUAUCGAUCUCUGGAAGUUCUUUUAAGUGCAGGCUAUGGAACAUCAGCAGAUAUAUGGAGUACAGCUUGUAUGGCAUUUGAACUAGCUACUGGAGAUUAUCUGUUUGAACCCCACUCUGGUGAUGGUUAUAGUAGAGAUGAAGACCAUCUUGCACAUAUAAUAGAACUACUCGGAGAUAUUCCCAAAAGGAUUGCGGCAUCUGGUAAAUAUUCCAAAGUUUUCUUUAAUAAAAAAGGUGAGCUGAGGAACAUAACAGGGUUAAAGCCAUGGGGACUGGUAUCUGUCCUCACUGAUAAAUAUGAAUGGAGUCAAAAGGAUGCAGAAGAGUUUGCAGAUUUCUUGAAGCCUAUGUUAGAUUUUGAUCCUAAUCGUCGUGCCACUGCCUAUGAGUGCCUUCAGCACCCUUGGUUGAAGAAAACACAACCAGAACAAAAAGAUUCUGAUGAA